AUGAUGUUCAACGAAUUGAACGAAGCAGGGAAGAGAAUAGGACUACGAAUAAACAGAAGGAAGACACAGUUCAUGAAGAACGCCUGCGAGGACGGAGGAGUACAGCUUGAAGGCUCCCAAAUGGAAACUUCGUCAUACGUAUACCUCGGACGUUCUAUGAACAUGGAAAGCGACUUGAAGAAAGAACUGAAUAGAAGAAUGAAAGCAGCAUGGGCAGCAUUCGCAGCCGUCAGGGAACCAACUAACUGA
Molecule: messenger RNA, 249 nt
Organism: Necator americanus (New World hookworm)
Lineage: Eukaryota; Metazoa; Nematoda; Chromadorea; Rhabditida; Ancylostomatidae
Exons: 1
Coding region: 1-249 (82 amino acids)
Source: RefSeq, a predicted model, not a curated record